GGGGUCUGGGGUCGCCCCGUCUGCGGGGCCCACCUCCUUUGCCUUCAGGGUGCGGGGCUCCCUCCUGACCCCGGUGUCUUCGCCAGCAUGCGGGGCCGCCCUCUCCUGGGAGGGUUAGGCCGUGGGACCCGCGCCCCGUUGACCGAGUGAGCUCUGCCCUUUGCCUUCCUUGGGAGGUGCCUCCCUCCUUCCUGUGUCUUGGCCUCCAGUCUGCAGGGGCUUCCUCCUGUAGACAGGCCUUUUCUGACCCGUGGCUCUUCCCGUUUGUGGGGGUCACUUGCCAACCCACAGAACCUUGUGCUGUCCCCUCUGGCCCCCAGGCCCAUCUCUGUAGGAGCUGAGCCAGAUUUUCUUACACUUAGAAGGAUGGUCAGGUAGGAGCCCUCCUUCGGGGCUGGGGUAGAGACCCUUCGAUAUGUAUAAACUCCCGGCUCCAAACACAGCCUAGUGGAGGACCCUCCUUCAGCCCCCACCUUGGCCUUCAGAAACCAGGGGUUGGGUGUGGGUGGGCAGAGGAGGCCCCUUUGCUGGGCAGAAGCACCCCUAGGCGCUCCUUUCCAAGCUCUGUUUGGGCUGUCUCACUGCCUGCUGGACUCACCCUCCAUAUGGGUGUCCUCAGGGAUUUUAAACUCCUUAUGCUCUCUUCCCUUCUCACCACUGCAGGGACCCCCUUAUUUCUCUUGGUGGCAUCACCGUCUUUAGUCAGCCACUGGAAAUGGAGACCUUAGUCAUCAGGCUUGUCUGGGGUGUCCCCCGGUGUGAUCGCUUCUUCCUAUCCCCUGUUCCCUGCACACUGGUCUAGUCUUGUAACGGGAUUUUCUGCUUCCAGCUUUCCUCCCUCUCCCUUUAGUGCAUCCUGCUUGUCUUGCCAUAGUAAUCUCGAAGCACAGGUCUGACCUUGUCACUCCCUGGCUCAGAAGCUCUCAGUGGCUCCUUACUGACCACGGGGUUGCAAACAGUGCCACGUGGCAGCUUCCGAGGCCCUCCAGGGACUGGCAGGCAUCGGAGCUUCACAGACAUCCCACUCCUUUCCUCUCUCUCGCUAGAGUGUGAACACCUUGGGACAGGUUCUAUGUCUUGUUACUCUUGGGAGCUCUUUAGUCCCUUGCCCAGGACCUUCCAGGUGGUAGCUGGGAAAGAAAACAAUAAGUGUUUUGCAUUUGGGGAGAACAGGCUUGAACCUCGGAAGAGUGAGGAGGCUGUGGAGUGGGGCUACCUUCUUCUGUGUUCUUGCUGCAGUCCCUUCUUGGUUUUCUCUGCCAGUGGUGACACUGAUGUUUUGGUGCCCAUCUAGCUGUGAUGAAAUGAUUUCACUGAAGGGCAGCCCUUUGAGGCAGGUGACUCCUCCUUAGCCAUGGGUGGUGGCCAAGAACAAGGGAGGUGUAACCUGACUACCUGGAAUUUGAAUAUAGCUGCUAGGGCACAGGUUGAGAGGGCAGAGGUUGAGAGCCUGCUUCCUGCCCUCUCCUCCCCUCCCCCUCCCCCUCCCAGUUGGUCAUACCCACCUGCUUCUGUCCUUUCCACAUGCCUGGCCCCUGAGAUGUUUGGACUCACAUUCUUGCUUUAAAAUCCUGCUCAAACCCUGCCCUCUCUUUCAAUGUUUCCCUCUUUUUCCCCCAGGUGAAUGAAUGUCUCCUCUGCUCUCUGAGUGCAUGUAAUUUGGACUUUUCGUUUCUUUGUAAAGAUUCUUUUUGCUUAAAAACAAUGUCUGUGAACUUGUACCCUCUUACCCUAAUGGUAGUUUGCACAGAGCAUGUGUACAGUAAUGGGCAUCACUGUUGGCUGGAUGUGGACAUAGGGCAAGGCACGCAUUGGCCUUGGGCCUUGCUCAGCCUGGAAGGAGGCGUGGAGACAGUGGCCUGCCCCAGCCUGGCCCUGUUCCCCAGGCCGCCUGGACGGGAGUUUCAGGAGGUGCAGGCAGGGCCUUGGUGGAGUUACAUACUCUGUUUUCUACCAGCAGAGCUGUAGGCUGGUCUGUUCGUCUCAUUGCUCCCGUCAGAACUAACCUGAGGACUCCCCGUGCACCCCGGGCCAGGGCUCUUCAGGAUGCAGCCUUCCUCAGGUCCAGCGCCCAGCCCCCGUGCAUGAUUUUGGUUGACUUGAGGUCUCGUUCUUUCAGAAGGCUCUAGGGGAAAUGCUGCAGGAACCAGCAUCUGUCAUUGGGGCGGGGAAGGGACUCCAGCUUCAAAUGACGUGCCUUUUUUGAGGACUGUGCCAAGUGUCUUUAUGUAAACCUCAAGCUGCAAGUCACCUGUAGGUGCACGCAGCAGGACGGAGUUUGCCAGUGGACCGAAGUCCAGUCCCUGUCCUCGAGUCACUAAGUGUAGGUCGGGGAGGAAGCCUGUGCAGAGAUAGCAAGCGCCCCGAGUUAGCAAAUGCUGUGCCAACCGCGUGGGGCAGGGAAGGGCUGGCAUCCUGAGGACGUCACUGUGCGUUGGCCUUCUCUGGGGAUGCGGUUUAAAGGGGCUGACGGCACCUUUAGCUGAGAUUUGAAGGUGGUGGUGGGGUGGUAAUUGCCUCGAACUCACGGAGGCCCCACGUACAACAGGCCGAAACGUUGUCUGGGCGCACAAUCCCCGUGCUUGUCGGUAUGUUUGAGUCCGUCGUUGUGUCACUUCUCCUGAAGAAUAUCUGUGCUCUUCUACUUAACCAAACACGACGCUGUUUUCCAAGCCAGUGAUCUUUCCUGAGGACGUGUCCAAAGUAAGCUAGCCAAAAUCUCGUCCUUCUCGCCUUUAAGGAACAUUCUGGUUUUAUUUCUUCUAUGACUUUUUUGUUCUCCUGGCAGUCCACGGGAUAGUCAAUAUUCAGGCUGGUCAAAAUUCUCAUAGAUGCAGGCAAGAACAGUGCGCAAACCCAGAAACCUACAGGGACCAGGCAGGUGCCAUAAAUAUUUGUAAUAGUUAAUAUUUACGGAGAGCUUUCUUUGUACCAGGCCCCACUCUGGCACUUUACAUGUGUUAACUCAUUUAACCCUUAAAACAAUUUUACAAAGUGGGUGCUAAUUUUGUUCCCAUUUCCCAGCUGAGGAGAGUGAGGCUCAAAGCCUCAGGUAAGGCUUCACAGCCGUAAGUGCGGAGCUGUAGCCUGGCUGCAGAGUCCAUACGCUUAAUGUCUAUUUCUGUUGCCUCUUGCAUUAGGAUGAAGGGGCCAGGUGCGGCAGCGGUUUCCUGGCUUUAGCUGAUUGUUGUCAUGUGGCUUGGACAGCGCAUUAGUUACCUCUUGCUGUGUAACAAAUCACCCCAAAACAUAGCUAUCUCACAGUGGGUCAGGAAUCUGGGAGUGGCUCAGCAGGGUGGUGUAUGGCACUGGGUCUCUGAUGACAUUGCAGUCAAGCUGUCGGCUGGAGUGGCAGUCAUCUGAAGGCUUGCCUGGGGCUGGAAGACCACUUCCAAGAUGGCACACUCAUGUGGCUGAAAAUUACGGUGACUUGUAUCAUUGGUCAGUGAAGUCAUAUUCAGACUUCUGGGCAGAGUUCUGGAAAUUUAGUGGAAUUGUCUUCUCACGGAUGUAUGACGAGGUUGUGGACACUUCGAAAGGAAUCACGGACGUGCCCGAGUGGUUCAGAGGCAGCCGUCUAAACUAUGCGGAAAACCUCCUGCGGCACAAAGACAACGACCACGUCGCCCUGUACGUUGCAAGGGAAGGCAGAGAGGAAAUUGUGAAGGUGACCUUUAAAGAGUUGAGGCAGCAAGUGGCUUUGUUUGCAGCAGCAAUGAGGAAAAUGGGGGUAAAAGUGGGAGACCGUGUUGUUGGUUAUUUACCCAAUGGUGAGCACGCCGUGGAGGCAAUGCUGGCGGCCGCGAGCAUCGGUGCCAUCUGGAGUUCCACGUCCCCAGACUUUGGUGUGAACGGUGUUCUGGACCGGUUUUCUCAAAUCCAGCCAAAGCUCAUUUUCUCCGUGGAGGCCGUUGUGUACAAUGGCAAAGAGCACAACCACAUGGACAAACUGCAGCAGGUCGUUAAAGGACUGCCAGAUUUGAAAAAAGUGGUGGUGAUACCUUAUGUUGCCCCCAGAGAGAAGGUAGAUAUUUCGAAGAUUCCAAACAGCGUGUUCCUAGAUGACUUUCUUGCCACCGGGAAAGGAGAGCAGGCGCCGCAGCUGGAGUUUGAGCAGCUGCCCUUCAGCCAUCCUCUCUUCAUCAUGUUCUCGUCGGGCACAACUGGCUCCCCCAAGUGCAUGGUGCACUCAGCCGGGGGUACCCUCAUCCAGCACCUGAAGGAACACAUUCUGCACGGCAACAUGGGCAGCAGCGACAUCAUCCUGUACUACACCACGGUCGGCUGGAUGAUGUGGAACUGGAUGGUGUCCGCCCUGGCCACAGGCGCGUCCCUGGUCUUGUACGACGGCUCCCCGUUGUUCCCGACGCCCAACGUGCUCUGGGACCUGGUGGACAGGAUAGGCAUCACCAUCCUCGGAACCAGUGCCAAGUGGCUGUCUGUGCUCGAAGAGAAACACAUGAAACCAGCGGAGACCCACAGUCUCCAGACGCUUCACAUGAUCCUAUCCACCGGCUCCCCGCUGAAACCCCAGAGCUACGAGUACGUCUACAGGUGCGUCAAGAGCAGCGUGCUCCUCGGCUCCAUCUCAGGUGGCACGGACAUCAUCUCCUGCUUCAUGGGCCAGAAUGCCUCUAUCCCUGUGUAUAAAGGCGAGAUCCAGGCCCGGAACCUGGGCAUGGCGGUGGAGGCCUGGGACGAGGAAGGAAAGGCAGUCUGGGGGGAGAGUGGGGAACUGGUGUGCACCAAGCCCAUGCCCUGCCAGCCCACGCACUUCUGGAACGACGAGAACGGGAGCAAGUACAGGAAGGCGUAUUUCUCCAAAUUCCCAGAUGUCUGGGCGCACGGUGAUUACUGCAGCAUCAAUCCCAAGACCGGGGGCAUCGUCAUGCUGGGCCGGAGCGAUGGCACACUCAACCCCAACGGAGUGCGGUUUGGCAGCUCAGAAAUCUACAACAUUGUGGAGGCCUUUGAGGAGGUGAUGGACAGCCUGUGUGUCCCCCAGUACAACCAGGACGGGGAGGAGCGGGUGAUCCUCUUCCUGAAGAUGGUUUCCGGGCACACCUUCAGGCCCGACUUGGUGCAGAGGAUCCGUAACGCCAUCCGCCUUGGCCUGUCUGCGCGGCACGUCCCCAGCCUCAUCCUGGAGACCAAGGGGAUCCCGUACACGCUUAAUGGCAAGAAGGUGGAAGUGGCCGUGAAGCAGGUAAUUGCGGGGAAGCCAGUGGAGCACCGCGGGGCUUUCUCCAACCCCGAGACCUUGGAUCUGUACCGGAACAUUCCUGAGCUCCAGGACUUCUGAGCGGACGGGCCCGCGGCUGCAUGCGUCUGUGGCUUCUGUACGUCUGAGACAUCACUUAGAACCUCUGGCUCUUUUCAAGGAAGUUUACAGCCAGGGCUCUGUGGGCUGGGGAAGAAUGGCUUGUCUCCUAGGUAUGUCUAGCAGGUGCCGGGUGUUCACUCGGGUGCGGCCUUGACCUGCAGAGGUACAGAGGGCAUGUGGGCUAUUUGGGUAGCACCGCUUUGUGGUGUGGGUGCUGCCUGGGUGGGCAGUCAUGGCUCAUGCCUGGCCAAGGGUGCGGCUGGUGGGUGCUCUGUGGAGGGGUCUGACUUUGAGCUUCGAGGUCCAGUCGUCGUUCCAUUUUUACGUGUUCAGCUGCACAUCUCUUUCUUUCCUCUACACUUUGGGCUGCCUGUUCCCUCGGAGCCCAGCCACCUAUUGUUGAGCAUAACUGUUAAAAGGACACAGUCCUACAACUGGUGGUUGGGAUGCCGUGGGCUGCCCACCAUGUUAAGUACACACAACAGUCGGAAGUCCCUUCCGCUAGACCCGUGUCACUCUUCCACUCAACAGUGUCUCACAAGCCAGCAGAAAGAACCAGUGGGGCUCCCUAUUUAAUAGGAUCUUGUUAUUUCUGGCUUUGGAUGGUUUUUAAAUUUUUGUUCGUGUUAAUUAAAUGCCUGGUCUGUGUAGGUGUUCUCAGAACUGGGUGUCCAUCCUGGGGGCCGUGUUUCCUUGGGAAUGGUGGGUGAGUGCGCCCUCAAACCGUGCACCCCCAAGCUGUGCGUCCGGCCAGCCCUCCCUUCAGGUCCUUCCCCAAGAGAUGCCACGACAGCCCUACUGUCCCGUGUGUGCUGGUUCUUAGGGUGUUAACGGGAAGAUUGUGUUAUGAGUGUUCGUAAAUCGAGCCCCGCAUCUUGAUGGGCGGUUUGUGUGUCCUUUUCAGUUCUGUAUAUUAACCAAGUUCUGGAACCCUAAUGUUCAUUUUUGUAUUUUUUUAAAAUGGAGUGCAACGAAAUACUAUUUUGAAUCCUCUUUGUUCUGGGUUAUAAAAAUAUAGGGGAAAAGUGCUCUGAGGAGUUUAAUAAAUGAACAUACAUACGUGUGUAUGUGCACACACCUGUUCA
Messenger RNA from Loxodonta africana (African savanna elephant), 6408 nucleotides. It is a transcript of the gene AACS, whose product is annotated as acetoacetyl-CoA synthetase. The transcript is spliced from 18 exons. Gene Ontology annotation, biological process: lipid metabolic process; positive regulation of insulin secretion. Bases 3320 to 5302 code for a protein of 660 amino acids. Lineage: Eukaryota; Metazoa; Chordata; Mammalia; Proboscidea; Elephantidae. The record is from RefSeq and is a predicted model, not a curated record. Gene Ontology annotation, molecular function: acetoacetate-CoA ligase activity.